Molecule: messenger RNA, 5212 nt
Organism: Girardinichthys multiradiatus
Lineage: Eukaryota; Metazoa; Chordata; Actinopteri; Cyprinodontiformes; Goodeidae
Gene: ppp1r16a
Product: protein phosphatase 1, regulatory subunit 16A
Exons: 12
Coding region: 1098-2825 (575 amino acids)
Cellular component (GO): cytoplasm
Molecular function (GO): protein binding; phosphatase regulator activity; enzyme inhibitor activity
Source: RefSeq, a predicted model, not a curated record
CUAGUGGAAGCUGCGCUGCAGGAGGAGAGGGUGCAGGUCAGGUUGUUCUGGUGAGGCAGUUCCCCUGAGGGCUGGCAGGCAGGAGCUGAGGCGGAGGACAGCAGCUGACUCGGUUUUUACAGCCGCAGAGCCGAACAGGAGCCGCCGCUGACAGCCACUUCCACAGUAGGUACUUCUAGUUGACCUUCCUCCCUGCGUGCACAGGCCACAGCCUGAAUAAUACAUGAGUAGCUUGGAAAGAGGCGAGUGUGAGUCGUGUAUCUCUACUGGAUGUUAACGAAAGACUAGAUCACAGAGGAGCAGAGCUGCUCACUACAACCUCCACACUGUCGGCUCUUCUCCUGAAGUCUCACCAGAACGUGCAUCCCGAACGUCAUCAAGAACGAGCCGUGGGGCAUUUACUGUGUACCUCCAUGGGAUAUAUGAAAUACACUGGGACUGGAGUGGACUGGGUCUGAACCCUGCACAUGUGUGUUGUCAUUGAGCCUCCUGGUUCUGUCUGCAUAAUGCAGGCGUUUGUUCAUUGCCAGUGGAUUCUGAAAUCACCACCUGCUGUCGGAUCCAGAUCUUGGACAUAAUCAGCACCAGUACGAAUUAAACGCUUAGGGGGCAGAAGAAGAGCCCGACCAUCAGAGUAGUUUGACUCUGUGUUUCAAGUCCCACCUUUUUCCUCUCUUUGUGUCCUUGAAUGUAUCUAUGCAAGUCUACUUACGCCUGAAAUGGAAAGGACUGAAACUUUGCAGAAGUUAGCACUUUUUCCUUUAGGUAAUAAGUCAACAACAUUUCAUUUUGGCACAAUAAAAGUUUUUAAAUAAAGCUUUGCUAACCCACCACAAUCAUGGAGCUAUUUAGAGAAAAAGCAACUUAAGUUAAUUAUUUUUCAACAGUUUCUUUUUUUGUAAUUUAUUUAUUUAUGCACAGAAAACCUAGACCUUUUUUAUGUUCUGCUAGACACUACGAUGUAGCUCUUUGACCCGAGAGAAGACAUGAGGGGGGGUUAAUGUAAAGUUUUGAAACCCAAACACUAAAAGAAUCAAAGAAUCUAAUCCCACAGACUAAGUUGAACACAGCACAAUAUAGUUACGAUCCUGCUCGCCAUGGCGGCAGAUCAUGGUGAACUGCUGGCUGAGAUGGCCACAGUCGGGCGACUGAGUGCCACAGAGCGCCUGAAGCAUGCACAGAAGCGCCGUACUCAACAGCUAAAGGCCUGGGCGCAGAUGGAAAAGGAUGCAGCACGAGGAUCAAGGGCCAAAGCAGACAAAAAGAAGAAACGCACCACAAAAGUGACAUUCCCCAACUCUAUCACCUUGCUCGAAGCAGCUGCCCGCAAUGACGUGGAGGAAGUGAGAGAGCUGCUCAACAGUGGUGUCAGCCCAGAUCUAGUCAAUGAGGAUGGGCUCACAGCCCUGCAUCAGUGCUGCAUUGAUGACUUUGUGGAGAUCGUGCAGUGCCUGCUGGACGCCGGUGCCUCUGUGAACGCCUGUGACAGUGAGCUGUGGACACCGCUGCACGCUGCUGCCACCUGUGGACACACUGGACUAGUGCAGCUCCUCAUCCAGGCCGGCGCUGACCCGCUGGCUGUCAAUGCAGAUGGCAACAUGGCCUAUGACCUCUGUGAGGAUGAGGCUACCCUCGAGCUGCUAGAGAUGGUUAUGGCUGAACAGGGGAUAACUCGGGACCAGAUAGAUGAAUGCAGAGGAGCUAGAGAGAUGACAAUGCUUGCUGAUAUCCAGGCUUUGAUUCAGACUGGAGCAGAUUUAAAUGCACAGGACAACAAUGGAGCAACACUGCUCCAUAUAGCAUCUGCCAAUGGCUAUAUGUCUGUAGCAGAGCUGCUAGUAGAUCACAGGGCUCAGCUGGAGCUGAAAGACUCCGAUGGAUGGACGCCACUUCAUGCUGCUGCCUGCUGGGGACAGAUCCAAGUAGUGGAGCUGCUGGUGGCCCACGGAGCCGAUCUGAACUCCAAGUCUGUUUUAGAUGAGAUGCCGCUCGAUGUAUGUAUUGAUGAAGAGGUCAGAUCCAAACUGAUGGACUUGAAGCACAAACACGAUGCCAUCAUGAAAAGUCAAGACAAGCAGAAGGGCACGCUGCAAAGACGAGUAUCCAGCACUGGAAGUAGAGGGAAGGUGGUGCGUCGGGUCAGCGUGAACGAACGCUCCAGUCUGUACCGGCGGGAGCACCACAAAGAGGCAAUCGUGUGGCAGGAACGCGGCCGCCAGCCUAUAGCACAGGAUGAUGACGAAGACAGACAGACUGAUAAUGAGCUGCUGCAGCAUGUUGCUAUGGCCGCUGCUGGUGCAACAACAGCAGCAAAGCAUUUGGAGGAACUGGAGAGUGCAGACAGAAAGAUUGCAUCAUCUAGCGUAGCAAAUGGCGAGACGUCCGUGUCUCUGGCUUCUUCUGUGCCCGGAGAGCUGUGGAGCGGUGGGGGCCGCAUGGAUCGCAGUGCCACCUACGAGCUCAGUCCUGCGUCUGGAGCCAGGCAUGCAGAGGGCGAGGGUGCAGACAGUAUGACUCGGGAAAAAUCGCACCAAACCCUGGCUGACUUGAAGCGCCAGCGGGCAGCUGCCAAGCUAAAUAAGUAUCCUGCACCUCCUCCCCCGCUGCCCUCCACUGUAGAGGUAGAGGAGCCUUCUGUUGCAGCUACCCAAAUUACAACCCCUCAGGCUCAAUCAGAAAUCCAAAUGACUCCGACUCCAGAGCAGUCAGCUUCUCCCAGCCAGGUGUUCUUCACCCCAGCCAGCGGAGAUCCUCCAUUGCUGAAACUUCGAGCCCCUGAGGAGGAGCAGACCACCAAUAAGGAGCCAUGCUGUGGCCUCAUGUAGAUGCUCUCUGCUGCCUCCAGGGGGCAGAAGCCCUUCAAAGUGACAAACACAUUUCAGAACAGACAUGUUUUCACUGUCAGUUAAGGCCACAUGCAAUCUGAUCUCACGACAGAAUGUGUAAUGACUAUGUUGGUUUAGAAAAUCUGCAACACAACAUGUUCCAAAAACACCCACAGAGAAGAGCUUCUGUCUUGCUAAGGAGUUACGGUGUCUUGCACAAUUCUUCACAUUCCUUGAACUUUUUCACGUUUUAUCAAGCCACAAACUUUGGGUUUAUUUUAUGGGGAUUUUAUGUGGUACACCAACACAGGGUAGUGCAUAAUUGUGUAGUGGAUAGUAAAAGAUACAUGGUUCUCAGUGUUUUUUCUACAAAAAAUAAAUCUGAUGUUUGGCUGCCCAUUUCUCUUUUGUAGAAGUACAUUUUGCUGCACUUACAGCUGUCAGUCUUUUAUGUUUCUACCACCUUUGCUCAUCUAGAGUCUGGACUUACUCAGCAAAUUAGCUCAAGCUCAGUUAGGUUAAAUGCAGGGCAUCUGUGAACAGAGAUUUUCAAUACUCCACAGAUUCCCUAAUUGGAUUCAGGGUUGGACUUUGACUGGGCCAUUGUAAAACAUGAAUGUGCUUUGACUUGUUAAUUCUAUUGUAGCUCUGGUUGUAUGUUCACGGUUGUUCUGUUAGAAGUUGAAUCUUUGCCCUAGUCUUAGAUGGCCAUUUUUUUUAAUGCAUUGUCUUGUAUUUCGGUCCAUUCAUUCACUGAAGAAAAACAUUCCCAAAGCAUGAUGCUGCCACCACCAUGUGUGGGUUCCUUGUUCUUCAUGAUGCCGUUUCUUUACUAAUGAUCUCUUAAAACCUCUGAGGCCUUCAUAGAAUAGCUGGAUUUAUACUCAGAUUAAACCACACACCAGUGGACUUCUUUUACUCAUUAGGUGACUGAAGGCAUUUGGUUGUGCUGGAUUUUAUUUAGGGGUUUUAGAUCAUCCCAUUCACACCAGACUUUUCAUGUUUUCAUUGGUAACAACUUUAAAAAAAUGAUUUGUUGUCCUGUUGGUUCAGUUGUGCAAUACUUUGAGAAAUCACAUAAAAUCCUGUCAAAAUGCAGAUGUUUGUGGUUGUCAUGACAAAAUGUGAAAAAGCUGAAGUACCUCUGCAGGGUGCUGGACAUGCCUUUAAACAUUGACAAUCCAUACACUGUAUAGUGUUGAUACUGUUGACUUGGCCAAAACUACUGUAUAUGAUGCAAGAACUCACUGGUUGGCGCUUUUCUGCACAAAGGUUUUAAUGUUUUUUUCGAUUUUCUUCUGCUUCUUAUAUACUUUACCCUAAAUGACAAAUAAUUGGGGAAGGGGGAGUUAAAGGUACAUCCUUAGAGUUAGGAUUUGGUUUCCACACUAGGUCUGGAUAUUAAUUAUAGUCGCAUAAAGGUGUGGACUAACGCUCUUAUUGCACAUUUUCUGGUGAGACUGGAUGGCCCCGUGCCAAUAAUGGUUUGAUGUCCAUCACUGUCCUCUUGUAUGUUUAUUUCCCCCAUGUUUCCUCCUCUUCCAUUCAGCCUACACACUCCAGCAUUGCCUCCUGCUGCCUUCCUCUUGGUGGCUUUGUUCUGUUGAAUGUAAAGUUUUUCACUCGAGCUCAGGAGAAUUACAAAAUCCAGAGUAAGUCUGCGUAAACAUCAAGUUAUCUUUUGAAUCAACUGGUUUAUCUUGAUAAAGAGUGGCUUCCUUUAAUCGCUGGUAUGAAGUAUGCAUUUCAAUUCAAAGUAAAUGUCUGGAUUACUGAAUAAUUUAAGUUUUUUGUAUUUUGAGUUUAGAAAAAUACUGAUUUUUGUUCUUUUAAAAUUCAUAAAAAAUUGCAUUUCAAUAUUACAAUGGUGUAAUUUGUACAUUUUGUUUUUCUUUGAUAUGAAAUCAUUUCUCUUUACAUCAAUGAACAAUUUUACAUUUCUCCAAACCAGAUCUCCAUUCUUUUAUCAGUAUUUGUUUUUCUACCCUCAGAAUUUAAUCGCAUUAUUUAUUUGUCUCACUCUGAGAAAAGAGAACUGUUUGUACAACUUUUAAAGAUAAUGCUACAAAGGAAAAACUGAAAGAAAAAUAUUUUUGCAUUCACAUAAUGAUCGAAGACGUGUUUAAAUGUAUGGUGAUUCAAAAAAAAUUGUCACAUUUUUAAUGAUCAGAGUUUGGUGCCUUCAUUUGGUGGCUCGUUUAACAUUGGUUUGCAAUGUUUGCACAAUGCCCCACAUGUAAAUGUUGGAGAGCUUUGGAAUUAAAUAAUAUGACAUGGACUUGAUGUUCCUACAAUGUACUUCAUUUACUGUAAAGCGUCACAAGUUUGUUGUUUUUAUUGAUCCCUGUUGAAAACGAGAAGACAUAAAUACAUUGUUUUCACCAAUA